Molecule: messenger RNA, 924 nt
Organism: Microthlaspi erraticum
Lineage: Eukaryota; Viridiplantae; Streptophyta; Magnoliopsida; Brassicales; Brassicaceae
Source: the annotation of a GenBank genome assembly
AUGGAAUUCUGGGGUGUUGAAGUUAAGGCCGGGAAGCCUCUGAAAGUGACGCCUGAAGAGGGCUGUCUUCUACACGUCUCUCAGGCGGCGCUCGACGGCAAAAGCAAGAAGGGAGAGUCUGUGCUCUUGUAUGUGACUGUUGAUGGGAAGAAGCUUGUGAUUGGGACACUUUCUCAGGAAAACAUUCCUCAGAUUAGCUUUGAUCUCGUCUUUGAGAACGAGUUUGAGCUCUCCACCAGCUCGGAGAAAGCGAGUGUCCACUUCGUUGGAUACAAGUCCCCCGACAUCGAUAUGGAAGAAGAAGGCGAGGAUGAUUACUCUUCUGCUGAAGAGGAAGAGGAAGAGGAGGUUCCUGAAGCUGUCCCUGUCAAUGCUGUUCCUGCAUCAGUAGCUCCUUCCGCCAAUGUUGUCAAGGCCGAAACAAAGGCAAAGGCCGCCGAGCCUGUGGCAGUGAAGCCUGAAGCAGACGAGUCUGAUGAUGAAACAUCUGACGAGGAAGACGACUCUUCUGAAGAUGACGCCGCCUUGAAAAUGGACAUUGACGAAGAUGAGUUGGAUACUGACGUGGAUGAGGAUGAUUCAGAGGAUGAGUCUGAAGAAGAGGAGGCACCUAAGCAGCCUGAGCCAAUCAGCAAGAAGAGGGCUAAUGAAUCUGGAUCCAAGGCACCCGUCUCAGCGAAGAAGGCCAAGCCAGCUACUACUCCUCAGAAGACAGAAGAGAAGAAGAAGGGAGGACACGCUGCUACACCACACCCAGCUAAAAAGGGUGGAAAGAGUCCUCAGAAUGCUAACCAGAGCCCCAAGUCUGGUGGUCAGUCAUCCGCUGGUGGUUCCAACAACAAGAAGCCAUUCAACAACAACUCGGGCAAGCAGUUUGGAUCCAACAACAAGGGUGGCAAGGGAAAGGGCAAGGCCAGAGCCUAA